This is a messenger RNA of Amoebophrya sp. A120, 2494 nucleotides long. NCBI's taxonomy places the organism in Eukaryota, Dinophyceae, Syndiniales, Amoebophryaceae. The record is from the annotation of a GenBank genome assembly.
GCCUUCCCCACUAACUAUGUAUACAUAGGAAUAAGUAGAUUGAUAUAUUCCCUCUUUGUCUGUACCUGUAGCUUUUACUUGAUGCUGAUUUUGAUUUAUAUACCUGUCGGGCCGCUGGAAGAAGUGGCUCCUUCUCUUUGCCCUUGAAAUACAGGAUGAUUGACUUUGUUCGUAAUUAUUUCUACUUCGAUUUCGUUUUCUGCAAAAGUAAAGUCUCUGAAACAGUGAAAGAAUUAUGAAGUGAAACACCUUCUUGUACUCACCGGACUAUUUAUUUUUAGUUGAAGUGAAACACCUUCUGGUGCUACAUCCACCUGUUCAUUUUUAGUUGGAAAAACAAAUACUAAUACAAUGACAGUAUAGAGAAACUUGCUCCUUAUUUUUUUGGCAUGUAAAAAAAGUUAAAUUGUUGGCUGAGCACGACGACUAAGCGUGAUUUCCAGAGAGCAAGUAGUACGUGAACGAGUAUCAGCACUUUUUUGUAUCAAAAAUCGAUACAGUAGAUGAUGCGAGGACGCAUAUGAUUGCAAUACCAGGACGAUGGUGCUCGUCGUGUUCAUUUAGUUGGCAUCAACGCUGAUAUGGAAAUUCAUUCGAGCGCGGACUUGAGCAGCGAAACCACAUUUUUAUCACGCUUGAUGUGAGCAUCUGCAUGAGCGCCAAAUACAAGUGCUGGUCGAUUUAUUUCGCCGCCCACCGCAGAGGCAGGCAGGAGGCACGCACUGUGACUGUGACUGGCACAAUGAUUGCGAUCACAAUUCAGUAUAUCUUCGAGCCUACAACAACUACAGUAUCCACGAUUCUGGCGAGACAAAGGAAUUAACCCAUACUAACCCGGUAAUUAUAUUGAAAUUGUGUGAAGGAGCAGCUCCUGUGAGGUCUACAACCUUGCACGACGCACACAAACCAAUAUAGAUGAGACAACCGUACUAGUUUUUUAGUGCCACCUGCCAGUAGCUUGAAUAAAGCGUACUAUUGUUGUACCACUUACUGUACCUAGCUCCGCAACAUGACAGAGGCCGAAACGACGCUUCGCCAGCGAGGCGAGAGUGAAACUGCGGCAGCGAGCGGCGCCAAAGAGGACCAGGGGAAGCCGUGUCCAAUGAGUGGAAAGUACGGAACUUGUCCAGGUAGUACUUGGCACAAUUGGAAAAGUAGUUUAAGUUUUUCAUAAAAGAAAAAUGGAGUUUCGUUUCUCAGUAGAAAAAGAUGUCGACAUACAUAAAGCAAAAAUGUUUUUCUAGUAUCAAAGAAACUACCUCCGAAAUUACAGUUUCGGGCCUUCUGUCCUCCUCUCCCGCUGCAAAGAAGAAAGACCCGUUUGCCGCCGGCGCAAAAUCUAUGGUGCCGGCAACGACGGAAGCUUCGUCAUCAGCCGCGAGCGGGGAGUCGUUUCUCUGGGCGUUGUGCCCGAUCCACUGGGAGCGAAACACGCUGUACUUGAUUCUUUUGGCCUACGUCCUGGGCAUACUGAACGGGCUUGUCGUUGCGAAGUGGUUCAUUUACUAGCAUCGGGCUUGUUGAUAGUGAAGGUCAGAGUCUUUUCAUGGACGAGAGGAGGUGGCUCAGUACAUCGCCCGUCGCACCACAGCCGCAGCUCUGCGUUGAUCUCAUAUGUUAAGGAAGGAAGAAGGAGACCCACGUGCUGGAGACCACGCAGCUGGCGGAGGGCAACGAGCGACUGUAGUAGAACGUCGUAUAAUUUAGGCCGCUUUUGGCAGUCGCAGAGCAGCUUGACAAGAACGACAACACACGACAAUGCAACAAAAUUAGUUCAACGGAGCAUCAGCAUCAUGCGCAUGAUCAUUCUAGCGACCAAAAUGUACCACCUGCAAGCAAUGUUUCUCUUGCACCCUGCUCAUAUUAGAGCAAUGAGCUCUCAAGUACUAAUAAAUGCACAUAUUGGAGGACGAAGUCGAAGUCCGCCUCAUGGAGAAAGGAUCAUCCGUGCCUCUGCAGUUGGACAAGUCGCCGCUCCCGGCUUUGUCCGUUCAGGCACGCGGUUCUUGUCAGGUCUUCGCUGUCGGAGAAGAAUGAAUGUUCACCGAGAAAGAUCGUAAUUUCGGGUACAUCUACAACAGUGUGCUAGAACUACUUACAAGUGUAGAAAUUUUGUAAUUCGUGUAGGAUUAAGUAUCGAUUUGAUGUUUGCAGCUUCGAACUACCAACGAACUCCACUAAGAGCAGUGGUGCUGCGUCGACCUAGACAAGUUGGCGUCGAAAUUUCUGAUUAGGCCAGCAGGUUUUACCCAUGGCAUUCCUUCGUAGUCGUGACACUGACACUUCGCUUAGUGCAAGACUUCUGGCACCCCAGGCGAUCAGAUUAUUUUGAAAGAGAGAUCAUGAGCAAGACAAUUAACGAAGACACCGACCAUGAGAAAACGGAGUGUGGUCCUCGCUAUCGUCAUUCCAUCACGUAAAAUACCGUUUGAAAUCUAAUGUGCAAAGCUUUAGAAUAAAGAGCACCGGAGCAGCAGCGCCUGCAGCGACAAAU